AUGUCUCUUGCGUUCUAUGCGUUGCUGGCCGCCUUGGUAGCUGUGGUUGCCUAUAGCCUACGUAAAGUCGGUCAAAGGCCAGCAGGUUACCCUCCAGGGCCACCGACACUGCCCAUCAUUGGAAACUUACAUCUGAUGCCAAAAGAGAAGCCGCAUCUCCAAUUUCAGAAGUGGGCCGAACAAUUUGGGCCAGUGUACUCACUCAUCCUUGGUACAAAGGUAAUGAUUGUAUUGUCGUCGGAUCAGGCUGUAAAGGAUCUGCUGGACAAGCGCAGUAGUAUAUACUCGUCGCGUCCGGAUCUGUAUUUGAGUAACAUUGUGAGCGGGGCAUCGGAAGUAAGCGGUGGAUUGCGAAUGCUGCUCAUGCCGUACGGAGAUACAUGGCGCAUGAUCCGGAAGAUCGUGCACAACAACCUCAAUAUCAAGGCAGCCAGGACAUACGUCCCAUACCAAGAGUUAGAGAACAAGGCCAUGCUCGUGGGGUUCUUGGAUAGUCCAGAUCUCUUCGCCGACCACAUCCGUCGCUACACCAACUCAUUGACCACACAAAUGAUCUUUGGUUUCCGUACUAUAAGUAUCGAUGAUCCCAAGUUGAAGCAGCUCUAUUCAGGAUUCGAGAAGUUCUCAGAGAUCUCGGGUAAGACAACAGCUGCCCUUCUCGAUCUCUUCCCAGUACUUCGAGCAUUACCUGACUGGGCGCUUCCUCUGCGGAAAUACGCAAGAAACCUUCACGAGAAGGAGUGCGAGCUAUACAUUGGCCACUGGCUCAAUGUGAAGAAAGCCAUCAAGAACGGAACAUCGAAACCAUGCUUUUGUCUCGACCUAGUGCGAGCGCAAGACGAGGAGAACUUCUCAGACGCUCUUGCUGCUUACGUGAGUGGUUCGUUGCUGGAGGCAGGAUCGGAUACCACGGCUGCAACGCUCAUCGGCUUCAUUCAAGCAACGAUUCUGUUCCCAGAGGUUGCAAAAGCUGCCCGCGGAGAGCUUGACCGCGUAUGUGGCGAUCGUUUCCCGACACUGGACGACGCGCCAAAUCUGCCUUAUGUUCGCGGCUGCGUAAAGGAAAGCAUGCGCUGGAUGCCCACUGCCAUCCUUGGUGUCCCGCACGCUGUGGUCCGCGACGAUGAAUACAUGGGGUAUACGAUUCCUAAAAACGCAGGCGUAAUGUGGAAUGUUUGGGCCAUACAUAAUGACCCCACGCGGCAUGCUGAGCCCCGCAAGUUCGAUCCGCAGCGAUAUGCGAAUGAUAGCCAGACUGCGGCUGAGGCGGCGAACAAUUCAGAUGCGAGUAAGCGGGAUCAUUUUCUUUUUGGGGCAGGGAGGAGGUUGUGUCAGGGUAUGCAUAUUGCGGAGCGGUCGUUAUUUUUGGCAAUCUCGAGAAUGCUCUGGGCGUUUGAGUUUGAGCCGGGUAAGGGCGAGCAUGGCGAGGUGGAGCUACCCGAUGCAGAUGACCUGACAGAGGGCAUGUUGGUGCAGCCAAAACCGUUCAAGGCGAACAUUGUUCAGAGGGAUGAAGAGAAGGCGAGGAUUUUGAGGGAAGAAUGGGAUAAGAUGGGGAGCUUAUUGGGUGAGGAUGAGCAGUGGAAAGUGCUACCUGAGGGGUUGAUCUGGAAGGAGUAUGAUAAUGCUGCAAAGACGGCAUAA
Messenger RNA from Alternaria burnsii, 1644 nucleotides. RefSeq names its product cytochrome p450. The transcript is spliced from 4 exons. Gene Ontology annotation, molecular function: monooxygenase activity; heme binding; iron ion binding. The record is from RefSeq and is a predicted model, not a curated record. NCBI's taxonomy places the organism in Eukaryota, Fungi, Ascomycota, Dothideomycetes, Pleosporales, Pleosporaceae. The coding region runs from base 1 to 1644 and encodes 547 amino acids.